Molecule: messenger RNA, 2307 nt
Organism: Colletotrichum graminicola M1.001
Lineage: Eukaryota; Fungi; Ascomycota; Sordariomycetes; Glomerellales; Glomerellaceae
Exons: 4
Coding region: 1-2307 (768 amino acids)
Source: RefSeq, a predicted model, not a curated record
AUGGCGAGUGCCUCGUCUACCAACCCUGCGAUGGCAUCUACCGAAUCGCCUCCUGCACCUAAAAAGUACAAAGCCUCCGACCUCCCCCUGCCAUCCGCGACCCGAGCAGCAAUCGAGUCGCUGGCACAUAGCUUUAAGAAGAAGGGAGGCUACGAUGCCAUCCGCAAGGAGGUUUGGGACAGAUUUGCAGCAAGCGACUAUGAGGCUCAAGUCACAAAAGCAAUCCUCGAAGUCGCCGAACAAGAAGUCGAACGCAACCCGGCGCAGCUUCUGACGCUUGAGCGAGGCAAAGCGGCCGCUCUUAUCGAUGGCGCGCUCGAGCGAUCCGGCGUGUAUCAAAAAGCAGAACAGGUUAUUACACAACUCAUCGAUAGGGCCGCGAUUGAAGAGCGCAUGCGCCAGCUGCGGCGCAAUGACAUCGGGGAGGAGGAGGCGAUCGCCGAGCAACAACGAGGAGCCAAGACGGAUGAAGACUAUCACGCAGAAACAAUGGCCAAGCGAGCUGAACGUGAGAGGGUCCGCGAGGAACUGCGACAGAAGGAGCUCGCUAUUGAGGAGGAGAAACGCAAAAUUGCAAGGGAAGAGCGCAAGAAGAUUGAAAAGGAGCGCGAGAAGGCCGAGACCCAACGCAAAGCAGAACGGGAUGCUAGAAGAGCCGCUAGGGAGAAGCUUCAGGCUGAACGGGAAGCUGAGCGGGAAGAGCGCCGUCGGCAGAGAGACAAGGAGCGGAGCCGGGACAGAGAUCGCGACAGGAGCAGGAGCCGCAGUCGCCGGAGAGACAGAGAUCGGGAUCGUGACCGCGAACGUGACCGUGAUGAGCGGGACCGAGAGCGCCGUGAAGAACGCGAUCGAAAGCGCAAGCAGCGGCAUGAAGAGUCAGAAGAGGCCCAGCAGAAGCUUUCGAAGGAGCAGCUUGAAAGACUCGAACAAGAAGCUCUCGCAGACCUCCUCCGCGAGAGCAAACGUGUCACGGCGAAGCAGCCCGAGCUGGAGAUUGAUGAGGCGCUGGCGCCGCCGCCUAGAAAGCUGGCUCCCGCUUCUGCCAUCACGCCCUUCAAGAAAGUUUCCUCGCGUGACUCACCAAAGGUCCCGGAGUUAAAGAAAGCCGAGGCCAAGACGGAGGCACGGGGCGCUACCGUCACCACGACACCCAAGGCCGAUGCGCCGGCGGAGAAGGCUAGAAGUCGCAGCCGAUCGCGUGCCACCGGCAAAGCAGAACGAGAAAGAGAUGGCGAUGAUGAUAGACGUCGCAGGGAUGAUGACGACCGCCGCAGACGUGAUCGUCGCGUUCAAGAAGACGCGAGCGUAGUCGAUCCCGGACUCGACCUGAACGACGAGAGAGAACUCCAUCUCGUACACGCUCUCGACGCGACCGCAGCAGGGCUCACACACGUCACGACCGACGUGAACGAAGCCGCUCCAAGUCUCGCGACCGCCGAGAUCGCAGCCGAGAUCGUGCCCGCGUUGAGAGGCGCGACAGAAGUCGCUCGCGGACUCGGACGGAUCGUCGCGACAGGAGUCGGUCCCGUCAUCGCACCGACAGGAGAGAUCGCAGCCGCUCGCGUGUCCGAAGAGAUAGGACUCGCUCCCGUUCUCGGACCCGUGCUGAUAGGCGAGAUCGUAGUAAGUCUCCACGGCUCGACCGCCGGGACGCGAUCCGUCGCGACCGCAGCCGCUCCCGCACACGUCGGGAGCGGUCUCCUGAAAGGACACGAGAUCGUGACCGCAGGAGCCGAUGAAAAGGAGGCUACCAAGAUGGAGGAGGUCCGCAAGCGAGAAAAGGAGGCCAAGGCCUACCUCGCAGCGCAGCGGGAGGCCCGGGAAAAGGGUAUGCCGGUCCCUGGAAUAGACGAUAAGAGAAGUGCAGGAGAGCGAUCUCCUGAAGCCAAACGGAAACGCGAUCUGGACGAAAUCGACCGCUAUGUGCCGCCUGGUAGAGACAGAGAGCGGCCCCACGACCUGGCCCGAGAUGACAACGAGCGCCGCCGUAGUCGAUCCCGCAGCCGGAGCCACGGCAAGGACCGAGAAAGGGAUCGCGACAGGGAUCGUGACAGGGAUAGGGACCGCGAUAGAGACAGGAGGGAUCGCGACCGCGACCGUGACCGCUCCAGGGACCGCUCCAGGGAUCGGCGGGAUCGGGAUAGAGAUAGGGACCGGGACAGAGAUAGAGACCGCGACAGAGAUAGGGAUCGCGACAGAGACCGAGACAGAGAUCGUGACCGCCGCAGCCGCAGGGAUGGAAGCGUCUCGUCAAGACGGGACAGGCGCGACCGGAGCCGCAGCCGUCGACGAAGCAGGAGCCGCUAG